AUGGAACAACGAAGUAGGUUUAUUUUUGUUUCAGAUUUUGUUCUUUCUUUCAUGUGGGUAUGUUCUGGUGUUCUCGUUCGGUUAAUCGUCUUCAAAAUUCUGGGUUUUUCUCAUACCCAUCUCGCCGAGAUUGUGAAGCUUUUAUUUUCCAUUGCCAACAUGUUCUUGUUUGCUUUCCUUAACAAGGUUUCUCGUGGUGGCGUCUACAAUCCUCUCACCGUUUUGGCUGGUGCUAUCUCUGGGGAUGUUCGUAACUUCCUUUUCUGUGUGGGUUCUAGAAUUCCUGCUCAGGUGUUUGGAUCUAUUGUUGCAGUUAAAUUUCUUAUAUACACCAUUCCCGAAGUAGGACAGGGUCCGCGUUUGAAUGUUGACAUUCAUCAAGGAGCACUGACAGAAGGAUUACUAACAUUUUUAAUCGUAAGCAUUUCACUUGGGCUUGCCGCAACAAAAAUUCAUGGAAAUUUCUUCAUGAAGACGUGGAUUUCCAGUCUCUCCAAGUUAGCACUUCAUAUACUUGGUUCUGAUCUCACUGGUGGUUGUAUGAACCCCGCAUCUGUAAUGGGAUGGGCUUACGCCCGAGGCGAUCACAUAACAAAAGAGCACUUCCUUGUUUACUGGCUUGCCCCUAUAGAGGGGACUAUUUUUGCAGUAUGGACAUUCAAAUGCCUUUUCCGGUUUGGUGAAGAAGAUAAAGCAGGCUCGAAAAGAAAAUCAGAUUGA
This is a messenger RNA of Lathyrus sativus (Indian pea), 720 nucleotides long. The record is from the annotation of a GenBank genome assembly. Lineage: Eukaryota; Viridiplantae; Streptophyta; Magnoliopsida; Fabales; Fabaceae.